Messenger RNA from Caenorhabditis angaria, 597 nucleotides. The record is from the annotation of a GenBank genome assembly. Lineage: Eukaryota; Metazoa; Nematoda; Chromadorea; Rhabditida; Rhabditidae.
AUGUGCACAAAAAAGUCGAAAUAUAUUUCAUUACCACCACAAGAACAAAUUUGCUCACAAAAAGAUGCGGCUUGUAAUUAUGCCGAUAUCAAGACUGGAUUCUCGAAAUGGCAAAAAUGUCUGAUUAUAUUUGUACAAGACAAUAAGAAAGAUGAUGCUCGACUUAUUAUUUACAAGUACUUCCUUUUUGGAAUUUGUGCAGGGUUGAGUUUAGAUUUGGGGCAAUUUUUAUUGAUAAUUUUGAAUAUGUCACUUAUUUAUUUCAGGAAACCUCUAAUUGGCGUGAUUUAUUCAUUAAAAAAUCUGAAAAGUUUAGAAGUCAAGAAAGAUUCAAAUAAUUAUGAGCUGAAAUUGAAGACAGAGCAAAAACAAAAACUAUCACUAAAAUUUAAAGGCGCACAAUCUGCAAAAUGGAUCGGAGCAAUAAUUAGUCAAACGAACACAAAUUUGAGUCAUUCAACACAUUCUCCAUCUCUUCUUCAAUCAAAUACAAAAUCAGAAAGUUGUGAAAAAUCAAAGAAAAGUGGUUCAGAUUGUGGAACGAAGAGCAGUUCAAAAUUUGCAAGUGAGAAAUCAGAGAAAAAGAGUGAAUCAUAA